Messenger RNA from Cheilinus undulatus (humphead wrasse), 8555 nucleotides. It is a transcript of the gene slc39a9, whose product is annotated as solute carrier family 39 member 9. The coding region runs from base 429 to 1364 and encodes 311 amino acids. Gene Ontology annotation, biological process: zinc ion transport; transmembrane transport. Gene Ontology annotation, molecular function: metal ion transmembrane transporter activity. Lineage: Eukaryota; Metazoa; Chordata; Actinopteri; Labriformes; Labridae. The transcript has 7 exons. Gene Ontology annotation, cellular component: membrane. The record is from RefSeq and is a predicted model, not a curated record.
UAGUUUAACUCGGCACUAAACAAGAGGAUGUUCAGUUAGCCUGUUAGCUUGUCGCUAACCAGCUCGGGAAGUUGCAAUACCAUAAUUGACAGGGAAAUUUUAAGGAAAAGAUGCGGGGUGUCAGAUUUCCUAAAAGCGAACCUUUGAGUUUCAGAAUUCUUCGUUUGUGAAGUUUCAGGGAGGAAAAUUACCGGAGCUAGCUAGUUAGCUUAGUUGUGCUAAUCGAGGCCAGCUGCUGUAACGACUCUGUUUAGUUAACGUGGAUGAUUGAGCGGUGGCAACGUCCAUUAAACAGUAGCCCUCAGUAACUAAAAGGGCAUGUUAUUAACGCAGACGAGCACGAAUUAAAGUCCGUGUUAAAGCACAGGUGGAAGAAGGUUUUGAUGGUUUAGCUUAGCAGCGGGUUAGCUUAAAAGAAAAGUGCAGUCAUGGACGAUUUCAGCUCUAUCAGCCUGUUGUCUCUGGCGAUGUUGGUGGGAUGUUAUGUUGCUGGGACGAUACCUUUAGCUGUCAACUUUUCAGAGGAGAGGCUGAAGCUGGUCACAGUGCUGGGAGCGGGGUUGUUGUGUGGGACUGCACUGGCUGUCAUCAUUCCUGAGGGGGUUCAUGCACUUUAUGAAGAAAUACUUGAAGGUGGGCACCACAAACACGGCCAGGUGGGAGUCUUGGUAGCAUCAGAGGCAAAAGUUGAAGGCGGUGAGGCGGCACUGAGUGCCGGUGCAGAACAUGAGCACAGUCAUGAGCAGCUCCAUGCCUGCAUCGGGGUGUCCCUGGUCCUGGGCUUCGUCUUCAUGCUGCUGGUGGAUCAGAUCGGCAGCUCUCAUGUGCACAGCACUGACGAUCCAGAGUCAGCAAGGGUGACCUCCUCCAAAAUCACCACCACUCUGGGUCUGGUGGUCCACGCUGCAGCUGACGGUGUUGCUUUAGGAGCGGCAGCCUCCACCUCUCAGACCAGCGUCCAGCUCAUCGUCUUUGUAGCCAUCAUGCUGCAUAAGGCCCCAGCAGCGUUUGGCCUCGUGUCGUUCCUGAUGCAUGCUGGUCUUGAGAGAAACCGCAUCCGUAAACAUCUCCUGGUCUUUGCCCUUGCAGCUCCUGUCCUCGCCAUGCUCACCUUUUUAGGCCUCAGUCAGAGCAGUAAGGAGGCUCUAUCAGACAUCAACGCCACCGGUGUGGCCAUGCUCUUCUCUGCUGGCACCUUCCUCUACGUGGCCACCGUCCACGUCCUCCCCGAGGUUGGCGGUGGCGGACACAGCCACGCUCCUUCAGGAGGAAACGGCGGUAAAGGACUGAGCAAGACGGAGGUGGGAGCACUGGUGCUGGGCUGCCUCAUUCCUCUGGUGCUGUCUGUGGGUCACCACCAUUAAAACCUUGAGCUCAGGAUGGAUUCAGACGGGUGUACAGGGAAAACAAAGAGAGAGACUUCAAACAACGAGGGAUCUAAAUGUCUUAUUAUUUGUGUUGACUGAUGAAGUUUGUGGACCAGACAGGUGCUCGUUUCUGCGACGUCCCGGGACUCAAACUGACCUGAAAACGAAGCAACCGAUGUAAGCAGGAGACCGAGCUGCUGCAGUGACAACAAAAGGCACAAAAGGAUGUUUCUCCUGACAGGGAAGCAUCUUUCCAGCCUCUGUUUGUGUCUGUUUAUUCCACAGGAAACCUUUUUUAAAGGUGGAUCUGUUAACUCUGUUGACAUCACUGCAGAGAUUAUCGUGCUCAUCCAAGAUCUAAGAACAACUCUGAUCUCAACAGUGAUGUUUUACCACAUGACAGUUGCACAGCUGAGAUUUUGACGGUUGUUAUUUAAGCCUGUUAUAUCAAGUAAGAAAACUUUUUUAUGAAUCUUACAGCAGUUAAAUGUCUUAGCAAAAUUCAAGAGUGAUUUGAACUGAUUGACAAGUGCCAUAUUAACAAAGUGAGACCUGAGAGGGCACCACAGUUUGACAUAGAUGCUCCUGAACUUCUGUUAUUCCCCACACAGCUCUUUUUUUACAGCAGGGUGAGAAAUCAGACAGAUUAACAAGCCAGGCACAAAUUUUUGUUUGCCUUUUGAGUUUUAUUCCAGGAGAAAAUCAGUUGUGAAAAUCACAAAAAUCGUGGUCUUGUCUGCUCAAACCUGAGGCCUAUGUAAGAAAAAGACCGGCCUUGAUGUUUUGCAACAUGUCUCUUUAAAUGUGCUUCUUUCUCUUCUGUUUCACUUUGAGGAUGAUUACUGUUAACACAAGUUGGAGGAUAAUCUGUAUAAAAUCAUUAGGUGAUCAUAUAGAGUGUUUAUAAGCUUUUUUAGAGGUAGAGGAUAGUUCAGCAGCUCUGACUGGGUGAGGGAUUUUACCUAAAGAAGGCAUUAUGUGAAUAGAAAGUAAAGGGACCAUCAUAGGGCUGGGCAAUAUUGACCAUAAAUCAUAUAUAUUUUUAGCUGAAUGGUGAUAUAUGAUAUAUACAAUUUAUAUGGUUAUUUCAAUGUCAGAAAAUAAAAAACAGUUGUCAUGAUAACAGAACUGUGAACUUUGAAAUGAGGCUACUAAAAAUCAAAGGAGAAUGAUACCGGUUUGAUACCAUGGCAGCAGAAAUGGAAGUCCUAUAUGACAAUGUUGGGCAGUUUUUUGUUGUAAUUCACCUAGAGAGGAAACAGAGUAACUUCUGCUUACACUGACAGUGUUUUUACAAAAGCCUCAGUGCAAAGAAGUGGUUUUUAAAAUGUUAAAAUGAUCACUCUUUCUGCUGCCAACAUCUCGUUUGGUUAAAGUUCACCACUACUCAGGAUCAUGCUCAAACUUUCGGAACUUUCCUUGUCCAAAAUGUGCACUACACAGAUUACCAUGGGGAAUUUGUGGACAGUUUUAAUCAAGCGCCAAACUCCAGUGGGUAGCGAAUCUUUUUUGCUGUCCAGGCAGGGCCACACUGACUGACUGAACAGUAAAGAUACGAUGGCGAGUCAGGAAGAAAAGCUGUGGUGGUUCUGUGUUAGUGUAAGUCCUACAAUCCCUUGCAAUCAAGGGAGAAAUAUAAAGCCCAGUGAAAUUAACCUUUGACCUCUGAAAUCUAAUCAGGUCAUCCUUGAGUUUAAGUGGUUGUUGGAGCAAAGUGUUCAAGAGGCUCCCUUAAAAAGUUCUUGAGAUAUUGUAUUCAAAAGCAAGGGAUCAACAUUAAGCCCAACAUGGUUGACCUUUGACUUUCUAAAUAUAAUCAGUUCAUCUUUGAUUCAGAGUGGAUAUUUGUGCAAAAUGUGGAGAAAAUUCCUCAAAAUGUUAUUUUCAAGCGUUGUGAUCUGAAGCAAAGGAUGAAACAAAGCCCAAUAAUGCUGACCUUUGACCUUCAGCAUCUAAAGGAUUCAUCCUAUAGUCAGAGUGGCAGCUAAUUUUGUAUUGAUAUUUGACGUGUGCUGCUGACCUCUUGGCCAGGUCGCCCUUGUAAAUGAGAUCCUGAUCUCAAUGGGAUUUAUCUGGUUGAAUAAGGUUAAAUAAAAAAAAUAAAAAAUAUGCAGAAUUUGUAAACUAUCCUUCAAUCAGAGUUCAGUCAGAGUGGAAAUUCCUUUAAAAUUUGAAAUGUUCUUGAGAUAUUGCAUUUGAAAACAAGGGAUGGACAUUCGAUCCAGCAGCAUUGACCUUUGACCUUUGACUUCCAACAUCAAAUUGGAGUCAAAGGCAAGAGCAGGUUAGGAUGUCCAGUUCCAAUUUAGGACUCUUUUUUUGUUGCCGUGGUACCAAAAAAGGAUCUUCUAUUUGAGUUUUGCUUGUAAUACAAAACCUCAGAAAUAAAGAAACUAAUUCCCCAUUUUGACUAAACUUUUCAAAGAGAUUAUCUUGUGCAUUUUACUGUUACUAGCUCUCUUUGUAAAUUAUCUUUACUGAGCGUAAGGCCUCGUAUCUGUUUUUAUUUGUUGUAUCAAUAGAAAUAAUGUUAUUCUGUAUUUCAUUUGAAAAGAUCAAAAGUGGAAAUACUGCCCAGCCCUAGACUAUCAGCUCAGAAGAACAUUAGUGACAUGGUAAAUCUUAAGCAUCCUUAUUUGUUUCUUUGAGUCUGUUUACCCCAUUAAUGAAUCAUACUUGAGCAAUAAUCACACUUGUGAAAUCGGAGCUGAGGCACUCUUGAACGCAGCCCUACUGCAUCUAUAAAUCAGCAACAUGUGGAUGAGUUAAAGUAUGAGGAGGCUGCCUGCUCUCCUAUGAGGACACGUGGAUAUCGUGAGUGUUACUGUUUCACUGUGCGGCUCCCAGCAGAGCUCACCUCUGUGUAUAUGUAUGUAAACUGUACAGAGCAACUUCUCCCUUUCACAAUCAUCCUGAUCUCUCUGUGAGACGGAACUGCUAACUCACAAACGUUUUUUUUAGUUUUAUGUUGAAUUUUUGGACACUAAUGGACUGUUCUUAAGGCUGCGGACUGUCUAAGGAGUUUUCUGUAUAAAUUGAACCGUUUUACUCACACGUCUCGUCAGUUAAUUCCACGUUACAUGAUAACCAUAAGUGAUGGAGGAAGAGGACGAUGUGGGGCGCAUGCAGACCAACAGCUGCAUGAUGUUUUUCUUUGUUUUUUAAUGGGAAGCUGUAUGUUUGUACAAAAAAACCCUCACUUUGUUGCUUUGCAGUCGGGCACGUUGGAGGACAGCCCCAUUAUGUGCUUUAUCAGACUCCCUGCUGAGAUUUGUCCUGUCUGUCGUCCCCUUCAUCACAAAAACCUCUUAGAAUGAAUUCAGGGUCCACUGGUUAACGUGUUUCAUGCUGCAGAUUAUUUACAUAAAUCCACAGAUUAUUUCCUCAGUUAUCAUUCAGUCUAAAAAUGCUCAAAACAGUGGGCAAUGUGAGAAGAGUCAGGUUUUAAACUUUCAACAGUCCAAGAAUCAACAUACAUCCAGUUAACUGUGGGAAAAAACUACAUUUUUUGAUGCAUAAAUAUCCUGGAACCUUUUGUAAGAUAACAAGAAUAACUUAUUGAGAAUUAAAACCAUUGCAGAUGAAUGUUCUUUGAAUGCAGCUCUAUUUGAUCCUAGUUUUUCUUUUCUUUUUUUAUUUUGGGCCUUUAUUUGGAUAGAGGAGGACAGUGGAUAGACUCAGACAUAGGGGCGAGAGACAUGCGGCAAAGGACCUCAGGCUGGAUUUGAACCCGGGCUGCCCGCGUACAUGGUGUGCGCCUUAACCACUCGACUACCGGCGUGCCCUGAUCCUAGGUUUUACAACCAAAUGUCAUAUAUUUGUGAUUUAAGCAGCCUGUAAAGGCUUCAAACCAUCCUAGCUUUGCACAUAUCUGCACCGGGCAUUUGUUGACAUAUCAUUUCAGCAAAAUCCUUAGUUUGAAAAUCAAAACAAAGCAUUUAAGACAAGCUGUCACCUGAAGGUUUAAAACACACCUGUCAGGAUAGUCAGAGUAGUGCAUGGUUCACUUACAGUCCAUUAAAACAGAAACAAAGUUUAAAGUGGAACAUUUUUUGUUGUUUUUUCUUUAUAUUUUUGUCGAAAUGAAGCAUAGAGCACUCAGGCUGGAAGGGCCUGAGGGGGUGUAGCAGGAAGUGAAAUUAGAGGGUAAAUCUUGUCUGUUGAGUCUGCAGUUGGUUGACACAGUUUUGGGAAAAUUUUCUCUUUUUCUAUUUGGGUUUUCAGUAGAAAUGCUUACUUUUGAAUACUUUUACUUAAGUAAGGGAAUUAUUUGACCAUGUUCACCUCUGACACCAGGAAAGUGGAAAAAAAAGUGAUGAAAUGUUAAUUUUCUACAUAAUUUACUUCUUAGCUUUGUUAUAAUUUGGGUGAGUGAUUUAGUAGAGCUAUUAAAAAGGACAGAUGAACAGUUUAAGGAUUUGCACUAAAACACCAGGGCAAAAUUUCCCUCCCAGUCCAGCGCUGGGUAAGCCUAAAGUCCGAGUUAACUGUUUCACAAAGCUGGCUCUCUGUUAAGCUGGCUAUAUCAUCAUGACUCUAAACCUCUGUCCUGGUCAGAACAAGUAUAGAUACAGAGUUACAGCUUAAAGUCAGAUUUAAGUGUCAUCUUUUUAAUUAACCUGGGAAUAUUCUCCAGGAGCCCCAUGGAUCUUUAUGGAAGGAAUAUAAUGAUGGAAACUAGGCUGAAUGAUUUGAGAAGAGAACUGAACUGCAAUUUUUUCCUAAAUAUUGCAAAUGCAUUUUUUUUUAAGUUCCUUAUCUCGUGUAUUUCAGCUAAGAAGCAGAAUAAAACGUGUUUAUAACAAAUGCAAUACUUGGUAGAUUACAAAAAGGCCGAACAAUUUAGAAAAAAUCUAAUUCUGAUUAUUUUGAGUCAUUGCAAAUUCCAUAUGAACUGUUGCAUUUAAGGGGAUGAUGAUUUUAUGUCUUUAACAUUUUAAUAUGACAAAAGUUUAAAAAAAAAAAACGAGGAAAGUAGGAUUUUUUUGCAAACUAUAAAAAAAUAACACUUGAAUUUUUGCAUGGAGUGUAGAGCAAAACAUCUCUGCUGCAAAAAUGUAUUAAACUGGUAUUUUCACACAUUUCAGGUCAAAAAUAUUACAUCUUGUGUGAUUUGACAGUUGCAGUAGGACAUCUCAUGUUUCUAAGUUUUGAUCAAUUGCCCAGCCCUAAUGAAAACUUAGACUUACAUUUACACUAACUCACAGGCCAAUAUGCUGUCUAGUUUGAUUUGAAUUCCAAACUGGGAAACUGGUUUCACAGCAGCCAGUUAUCAAGAAAGUAAAGCACCAGAAGAAUAAAUACAGGGUAAACAAGCACUAAAGUAGUGGUACUCAACUGGUUUAGUCUCAGGACAAAUCACAACCAAAAUCUUAUUAAAAUUUCAAACACUCAAAAUUAUACAACACAGAAUGAUGUAGGACCUGAGGUAGUACAAAACAUCACUGUAAGUCUUCUAGAUGGCUCAUUUGUCCCUAAAGAGCACCCACAUUUCAUGUCUUUUGUGUUAUAAUUACAUCACAAUUUGCUGCAUAAUAUUCCAAAUUUGCACAUCUGAAAAUUUUUCUGUUUUUUGCCUUCAUUGGAGAGAUAGGACAGAGGGUAUGAAAAAGUCACAGGCUGGACUUGAACCUGAGCCGCCCAUGUACAUGGGGCGCAACCUAACCACGAGGCCAUCUGUUCCCCAACUUUGCACAUCUUCUUUUUUCUUUAAAGGCUGAGAGCAGCCAGAGUUAGAUACCCUUCCACCUCCCAAUGAAUCCCUGAAAAUAACAUCACAUCACAGACGUUUGCCCCUUCUUUUCAUAUUCUCAAACACACAAUCGUGAUCCACUUUUGGGUCCCAACCCACCAGCUGAGAAAAAUAAACCCACAUACAUCCACUAAUUUAGCUAAUACCGUUUCAAAUGAACUAAAUCAAAAUUAAACAGAUUUGAAUCUAUAACACUAGGUCUAAAUAUUACUGCAAAAGCUGAAAUGAUCUUCAGGCUAGAUAAAGCUUUUUGGCUGUUGAAGGUCUAGUAGUGAAACUGCAAAUAAAUACCCCCUUAUUUUUGCAAGUUGGACAGUGUGCAGGAGUUUCCUUUGAAUUGUCUGCUGGACAAAGUAAAACUUCUUAGGAAACGGCUGUUUUAAUGUUUGAUGAAAAUAUCCUGAAAAGUCCUUACAAUACAGCUGCUUUAACAACAAAACAAAGACAAUAAAGCGGAUUCUUAAGGUGUCAUCUGUGGACUGUAGCCUUUAUUAAACCAUCAUCCAGCCGAUUAGUCAGUUAAUUGAAAUAAUAUGACUUUGUUAUAGCCAAGCUUAAUGGUUAUUAUAGUGUUUUUUAACGCCUCAAAGGCUCAGACUUCAUCAUAGCUCCUGAUUAUCCUGCUGAAAUCAUCACCAGUGAAGGGUUAACAGCUGUACUGUCUGAAGUUUUCACCUGAGAAGGAAAAGAGAAGAAGUGCCAGUUUGUCAGAUGGUAAAAUCAACUAAUAACUUAAUCUAAAUGAUGUUAAAUGAUAAGAUUCUGCAGUCUCUUUCUCCCUCAGUAAAGCAGCAUUGUCAGUUUUGCUUGUUUUAAUCUUGAAUGUAUUCUUAACUAUUUUAAUCUGCAGCUGACAGACAGUGAUUGUUUCUUUUUGUGCAGAAGUGUCAUAUAAGGUUCUAUAUGCCCACUUUUAUGUGGAGAGCACACCGCUUUAGGCUGAACAACAGCAGAGAAAGUUUAUAUCCAGCUUCAUGGUACCCAAAGUCUCUAACUGGAGCUCUAAUCUCUGUCGAGCCACCUGACCCACAGAAAGUCCAGCUAUGUUGAGCUUGCAUUGUGGUACACCUCCUGGCCCUUAGAUUUUCAACCUGUCCAAAUGAAGAUGUUUUAAAAUGUAUCAUAUGUUAAGCAAAUGCUACACAAAUUAAGGGAGAGAAUCUCAUUGUUUAGAAAUUGUUAUAACCUCGCUUCCAGUGAGUCCCAUCCUGAAUGUCUGCACUUGAAAUUUUCCAUGAUACAAAUUUAAUACCAGACAGGAAGAGCUGUCAGCACAUAGUGGGGCUGCUAACAGGACCGUUUUAGUUUAAUAUUUAAAUAACCGAUUGGUGUGUUGUUUUGUCUUUAUUUUCUGCCAUUCCAGAUUGAGUCUGCCUUAUUUCUGAUUAUGAGGAGAAGAUGUAAAGUGUUUUAUGAUUGAAUUAAAGUUUUUUUAA